AUGUUUUCAAUAAUCCUGUUUGGUGCUUUAAUUGCAUUUACCAACUCAGCUGUAUACAAUGAGCCAUCCAAUCAGUAUUCUUCAGCAUCUGUAGCACAAGCGGCACCAGCUCCAUCUUCAUUGCCUCGAUACCUGAAUCCAGGAACUGCUCAAAAUCCGUGGCGAUUUUUGACAUCUAAUCAGUACUUGCCUUUACCAACACCAUCAUCUCCCUCUGCAUCAACUCAAACAUCGUAUGCAGCACCAUCUCCAGCGCCUGCUCCCUACUCAGCUAAAAGCUUGGCACAAGUUUCCUACGCAGCUCCAGUAUCAACACCUUGCACAUAUUCAGCGCCAGAUCAGGCCACUGACCCUAAGUCAGCAUCUUACGCCGCUUCUAGCUCUGCUCAGGCGUCCUAUGCAGCUCCGGCCCCAACUCCUGUUCUUGCAUCACACUCUACUCGUGACUCCGCUCAAACCUCUUAUAUUGCAGCUCUUUCUAGCUAUGCUCCAGCUUCUUAUACCGCACCUGAUCCUGCUCCUGCGCCCUCUCCAGCCUCUUAUGAUGCCCCAGAUCCAGCUCCCGCAACGUAUGCUACCCAGGCCUCGUAUGCUACACCAGCUCUUGCUCCUGCACCCGGUCCAGCAUCUUAUGCUGCUCCGAGCUAUACUCAAGCUUCUUAUUCCGCACCUGCACCUGCCCAUUCGCCCGCUCCUGCAUCUUACGUAAGCUCCAGCAAUGCUCCGGCCUCUUAUGCUGCACCAGCACCUGCACCGUCAUCUCAUGCGGCUUACAGCUCUGAUCCGGCCGCUUAUUCUGCACCAAAACCAGCUCUCUCGACUGAUCCAGCAUCUUACGCUGCGCCUAGCUAUGCUCAAGCUUCGUAUGCUGCACCUGCAGCUGGUUCUGCGCCCGCUCCAUCCUCUUAUGCUGCUCCGGAUCCUGCUUCUGCAUCUUACGCUGCUCCGAGCUAUACUCAAGCUUCUUAUUCCGCACCUACACCUGCCGCUGCGCCCGCUCCUGCAUCUUACGUAAGCCCCAGUAAUGCCCAGGCCUCUUAUGAUGCACCAGAACCUGCUCCAGCCUCUUAUGCUGCCUCGGAUCCUGCUCCUGCAUCUUACGCUGCUCCGAGCUAUGCUCAAGCUUCAUAUGCCGCACCUGCACCUGUCCCUGCGCCCGCUCCUGCAUCGUACGUAANUCCAGCAUCUUACGCUCUGACUAGCUAUGCUCAAGCUUCGUAUGCCGCACCUGCACCUGCGCCGUCAUCUCAUGCGGCUUCCAGCUCUGAUCCGGCCGCUUAUUCUGCACCAGAACCAGCUCCCUCGACUGAUCCAGCAUCUUACGCUCUGACUAGCUAUGCUCAAGCUUCUCAUACUGCACAUGUACCUGCCUCUGCGCCCGCUCCUGCAUCGUACGUAAGCUCGAGCAAUGGCCAGGCCUCUUAUGCUGCCUCGGAUCCUGCUCCUGCAUCUUACGCUGCUCCGAGCUAUGCUCAAGCUUCUCAUACUGCACAUGUACCUGCCUCUGCGCCCGCUCCUGCAUCGUACGUAAGCUCGAGCAAUGGCCAGGCCUCUUAUGCUGCACCAGCACCUGCUCCUGUACCUUGCUCUGCACCCGCUCCGCCAUCUCAUGCGGCUUCCAGCUCUGAUCCGGCCGCUUAUUCUGCACCAGAACCAGCUCCCUCGACUGAUCCAGCAUCUUACGCUCUGACUAGCUAUGCUCAAGCUUCGUAUGCCGCACCUGCACCUGCGCCGUCAUCUCAUGCGGCUUCCAGCUAUGAUCCGGCCGCUUAUUCUGCACCAGAACCAGCUCCUUCCACUGACCCAGCAUCUUACUCUGCGCCUAGCUAUGCUCAAGCUGCUUCUGCGCCCGCUCCAUCCUCCUAUACUGCCCCGGAUCCUGCUCCUGCAUCUUACGCUGAUCAGAGUUAUACUCAAGCUUCUUAUUCCGCACCUGCACUUGCCCCUGCACCCGCUCCUGCAUCUUACGUAAGCCCCAGUAAUGCACAGGCCUCUUAUGAUACACCAGAACCUGCUCCAGCCUCUUAUGCUGCCUCGGAUCCUGCUCCUGCAUCUUACGCUGCUCCGAGCUAUGCUCAAGCUUCUCAUACCGCACAUGUACCUGCCUCUGCGCCCGCUCCUGCAUCGUACGUAAGCUCGAGCAAUGGCCAGGCCUCUUAUGCUGCACCAGCACCUGCUCCUGUACCUUGCUCUGCACCCGCUCCGCCAUCUCAUGCGGCUUCCAGCUCUGAUCCGGCCGCUUAUUCUGCACCAGAACCAGCUCCCUCGACUGACCCAGCAUCUUACGCUGUGCCUAGCUAUGCUCAAGCUUCGUAUGCCGCACCUGCACCAGCGCCGUCAUCUCAUGCGGCUUCCAGCUCUGAUCCGGCCGCUUAUUCUGCACCAGAACCAGCUCCCUCGACUGACCCAGCAUCUUACGCUCUGCCUAGCUAUGCUCAAGCUUCGUAUGCCGCACCUGCACCUGCGCCGUCAUCUCAUGCGGCUUCCAGCUAUGAUCCGGCCGCUUAUUCUGCACCAGAACCAGCUCCUUCCACUGACCCAGCAUCUUACUCUGCGCCUAGCUAUGCUCAAGCUGCUUCUGCGCCCGCUCCAUCCUCCUAUACUGCCCCGGAUCCUGCUCCUGCAUCUUACGCUGAUCAGAGUUAUACUCAAGCUUCUUAUUCCGCACCUGCACUUGCCCCUGCACCCGCUCCUGCAUCUUACGUAAGCCCCAGUAAUGCACAGGCCUCUUAUGAUACACCAGAACCUGCUCCAGCCUCUUAUGCUGCCUCGGAUCCUGCUCCUGCAUCUUACGCUGCUCCGAGCUAUGCUCAAGCUUCUCAUACCGCACAUGUACCUGCCUCUGCGCCCGCUCCUGCAUCGUACGUAAGCUCGAGCAAUGGCCAGGCCUCUUAUGCUGCACCAGCACCUGCUCCUGUACCUUGCUCUGCACCCGCUCCGCCAUCUCAUGCGGCUUCCAGCUCUGAUCCGGCCGCUUAUUCUGCACCAGAACCAGCUCCCUCGACUGACCCAGCAUCUUACGCUGUGCCUAGCUAUGCUCAAGCUUCGUAUGCCGCACCUGCACCAGCGCCGUCAUCUCAUGCGGCUUCCAGCUCUGAUCCGGCCGCUUAUUCUGCACCAGAACCAGCUCCCUCGACUGACCCAGCAUCUUACGCUCUGCCUAGCUAUGCUCAAGCUUCGUAUGCCGCACCUGCACCUGCUCCUGCGCCCGCUCCAGCCUCUUAUGCUACCCCGGAUCCUGCUCCUGCAUCUUACGCUGCGCCUAGCUAUGCUCAAGCUUCGUAUGCCGCACCUGCACCUGCGCCCGCUCCUGCAUCUUACGUAAAGCCCAGAAAUGGUCAAGCCUCCUAUGCUGCGCCCUCCCCAGCAUCUUAUGCUGCCCCAGCACCUGCUCCUGCACCCACUCCAGCAUCUUACUCGGCUCGUCUCUCUCCUCCGGCCUCUUAUUCUGCGCCGGGGCCAUCUUCUUUGGCUGAUCCAGCAUCUUACGCUGCUCCGAGCUAUGCUCAAGCUUCUUAUACCGCACCUGCACCAGCCCCUGCGCCUGCUCCUGCAUCUUACGUAGGCUCCAGCAAUGGUCAGGCCUCUUAUGCUGCACCAGCACCUGCUCCUGUACCUUGUUCUGCACGCGCUCCAUCAUCUUAUUUGGCUUCCAGCUCUGAUCCGGCCGCUUAUUCUGCACCAGAACCAGCUCCUUCGGCUGAUCCAGAAUCUUACGCUGCUCCGAGCUAUGCUCAUGCUUCUUAUGCCGCUCCUGCAUCUGACCCAACAUCCUAUGCCGCCCCAUCUCCUUCUCCAGCUCCGGCUCCAGCUUCUGCACCUGCUCCAGCUUCUUAUGCUGCCCCGGAUCCUGCUCCUGCAUCUUACGCUGCUCCGAGCUAUGCUCAAGCUUCUUAUACCGCUCCUGAACCAGCCCCUGCGCCCGCUCCUACAUCUUACGUAAAGCCCAGAAAUGGUCAAGCCUCCUAUGCUGCGCUCUCCCCAUCAUCUUAUGCUGCCCCAGCUCCUGCUCCUCUGCCCUCUCAAGCAUCUUACGCUGACCCCAGAUAUGUUCAAGCUUCGUAUGUUGCUCCUGCACCUGCUCCUGCGCCUGCUCCAGCCUUUUAUACUUCCCCAGAUCGUUCUCCUGCAACAUAUGCUGCUCCUAGCUCUGCUCAGGCCUCUUAUGCUGCACCAUCUCCUUAUCCUGCACCCUCUCCGGCAUCCUAUGCCUCCCGUAGCUCUACUCAGACGUCGCAUGCAUCACGUGUUCCUGAACCCGCUCCAGCUUCCUAUAUAACCAUAAAAUUUGGUCAAGCUUCUCAUGCGGCACCUGCUCCUGCGCCUGCUCCAGCAUCUUACACAGCACCUAGUUCUGCGCAAAACGCUUAUGCUGGCCCACCUCCUCCUUCAGCAUCGUACGUUGGCUCAAACUCAGUUCAAUCAUCUUACAAAGCGCGGGCGGCUGCUCCUAACUCUUCUCCUAAUUCAAGUGAUGUUAUCUUUUAUCUAUAG
Messenger RNA from Rhagoletis zephyria (snowberry fruit fly), 4494 nucleotides. Its product is annotated as mucin-1-like. Lineage: Eukaryota; Metazoa; Arthropoda; Insecta; Diptera; Tephritidae. The record is from RefSeq and is a predicted model, not a curated record.